This is a messenger RNA of Lingula anatina, 2608 nucleotides long. Its product is annotated as BTB/POZ domain-containing protein 6-B. Lineage: Eukaryota; Metazoa; Brachiopoda; Lingulata; Lingulida; Lingulidae. Gene Ontology annotation, biological process: neurogenesis. Gene Ontology annotation, molecular function: protein binding. Gene Ontology annotation, cellular component: cytosol. The record is from RefSeq and is a predicted model, not a curated record.
AUUUAAAUUCAUUCACCUGCCCCCUUCUAUACCCAAACAAAUGAUCUAAAGCAGGUAAGAUCCAUGUUAUAAAGUUGACCUAAUUAAGUUACAAUUUGAUACAUUUUCUAGAGGUGAGUGCCCCAGAAGGGUAUGUCUAAAUUUGGAAAAUCUAAGUAUCUGAUUACCUGUAGCUAGUUGGAAUUGGACUUGAUUAAAGCUGUAAGUGUUGCUCUAUGACAAACAAUGAUGUGUGGUUGUAAUUACUGUGUGAAGAGAACAAGGUUUAAUUCUAAAAUGAUCAGAAGUAGAUUUAAACAACUCAAGAUGCAGUAUAUUGAUGAUGAUGAGGUCAACCAAGAGGUCCCUGAAAACAAGGCAGGAGUGAGUCAGACCAUGGGCAUCAGCCGCCAGCCCAGACCUCGUCUUCCGGCUCCCAGACCCAAAUCCAUGCACAGUACAAAUGAACUCAACUGGCAGUCCAACUACACCAGUGUUAAGGAACGCAAUGCUGCCAUGUGUAAUAAUGACCUCAUGGCAGACGUAGUGUUCAUUGUGGGACAGAAGUCGACUGGUGGUGUACAACGAAUACCUGCUCAUAAAUAUAACCUGGCUACAGGGAGCUCUGUAUUCUUUGCUAUGUUCUAUGGUGGACUGGCUGAUGGGAAGACAGAGAUAGCAAUACCUGAUGUGGAGCCUGCUGCAUUUCUCAAUUUACUCAAGUACCUAUACUAUGAUGCCAUAGACUUGGAACCAGACACAGUGUUAGCCACCCUGUAUGUGGCCAAGAAGUACAUAGUACCCUAUCUUGCUAAGGCUUGUGUCCAGUUCCUAGAGACCAGUCUUAACGCCAAGAACGCCUGUGUCCUGUUGAGCCAGAGUAGGCUGUUUGAGGAACACGAGCUGAUGCUGAGAUGCUGGGAGGUGAUUGAUGCACAGGCUGAAGAGGCACUGAAAGCUGAAAGUUUUGCCGAGAUUGACCACGAAACUCUGAAAACUGUCCUCUUGAGGGAGACGUUACAUUCACAGGAGACAUCCAUCUUUGAGGCAACAUGCAGAUGGGCUGAGGCCGAGUGCGUUAGGAGAGACUUGGAACCGACCAAUCAAAACAAGAGAAAAGUCCUUGGCUCAGCUCUGUACUUGGUAAGAAUACCAUCCAUGAAGUUGGAAGACUUCGCUAAUGGCCCUGCUCAGUCAGGGAUUCUCACUCUUAAGGAGACUAAUAAUAUUUUUCUGUGGUAUACAGCAACACACAAGCCUCAGCUUCCUUUUCCUGUUAAGUCGCGUGUUGGACUAAGACCCUUCAGAUGCCAUCGUUUUCAGUCAUCUGCUUAUCGCAGUAACCAGUGGAGAUAUAGAGGGCGUUGUGAUAGCAUACAAUUUUCUAUAGACAAGAGAAUCUUUGUCGCAGGGUUUGGCUUAUACGGCUCUAGCAAUGGAUCUGCUGAGUACAGGGUUAAAAUUGAGCUCAAGAAAAAUGGGAUAAUUCUGGGAGAAAAGACCACCAAGUUCUUCUCAGAUGGCUCCAGUAAUACAUUUCCCGUGAUGUUUGAGAAUCCCAUCCAGGUGGAGCCUGAUGCUUUCUACACUGCCAGUGCAAUCCUGGACGGGGCGGAACUGUCAUAUUUUGGGCAGGAGGGAAUGGCGGAGGUGCAGGUGGGAAAGGUGACUUUUCAGUACCAGUGCUCCUCUGACAGCACAAAUGGAACAGGGGUUCAGGGAGGACAAAUUCCUGAGAUAAUUUUCUACGGGUAGACCUUGGAUAGCAGUUCUCACACGUGUACACAAUGCAAAUGUUGUCAAACUGUACAAAUGUUGCAUAAUGUAGUAAAAUGUAUUAAACGUACGAUUGUUUUGAACAUGCCCAGCACAGCUUCAUUCCAACUUGAAUUUCAUUUUUAAGCAUGUAGUUUCUCACCCCUCCUACGUAGGCGUGGUUAUAACAGUGAAAUUGUACUUAAAACGGGCACAUAUCAAGAGUUGUCAAUAAACUGAUUACCUCAUCUUUUUCUGUACACUUGCAUGCAGGAUGCAUGAUAUUUAUUUAUAAUUUUCUUCUGUUUGUUUCUUCAACAGCUAUUAAAUUUAGAGCUGUAAUUGCUGCUCAAUGUAAAGGAGCAGUGGCAAAGGUAAGAGGCAUGUAGAAUAUGUGGAGCUUUCUUGUAUAUAGGUGGUAAUAUUUAUAUAUAUAUUGUGAUAUACAUUUUGUAUGUUCAAUAUAAUUCCUUUUCAAAUAAAUAUUUACAAUUAAUAAAUUAGAAGUAAAUAAUUGUUAACUAGUAAACAUGUUAUCAAUGUAUUUAUUAUACAGCUAGUAUUACUCAAGGAAAUAUCUCUAGUAUUCUUAAAUUGCAUAAAAUAGUAUCAUUCUACAUAGACACACAUGGGAUCUUUUUAAAUCUUCCACCAGUUUAUUUUAAUUGUUAUCUUGAUUACAAUGAAUUGAUAGUUCUUAUUAGCAAGGUCCUAUGCACAGGUGGUUUCGUUAGGACUUUUAUUCUUCAUGUAGAAGCCAAGAUGGUACAAGUGGGCAAAAUAUGUGGAUCAUGUGAUACUGUCAAUUACUUUCAAAGUUGGGCUUUACUUUUCUAAUGAUCUGACAAUAUCUGUAUAUUUAAUUCAUUGAAAG